AUGGUUUUCUUAGUCGGUUUGUUGGUCCAGUCAACUAGUCCUAUAGCCAGUUUAUUUAUCAGUCUACAUCAUAAUGUCAGUGGAGUGGAACCAAGCUGGGAUUCGCCUAAAGGGGAACUAUUCUUUUAUGAAGCUGGUUGGAAAGAUGUUUGUGCUGUUUUCUUCUAUUCACUUGUGUGCAUUGUGAUGCAUGCUCUUUGGCAAGAGUACUUCUUAGACAAAAUAUCAAAGAAGUUUCAUCUGUCUAAAUCAAGACUGAGUGCUCUCAAUGAGUCUGGCCAAUUGGUUUUAUUUCACCUUGUGACAUUUUUGUGGGGUGGAGAUGCCAUUCUUCGUGAAGGAUUUAUCUUCAAUAUUUCACGUUUGUGGGAUGGUUAUCCAAACCACACAAUGAGCUUUCUGCUAAAACUAUGGUGGGUAGUUCAAGCUGCAUAUUGGCUGCAUACCAUUCCUGAGUUGUACUUCCAAAGGAUUAAGAAAGACGAGUGGGCUGGUCGCAUAAAAUAUGCUACUGCUGCAUUUGCAUUUGUAGCUGUGGCCUAUGUAUUCAAGUUCCAGCGUGUAGGCGUCUGCCUCGUGGUUCUUCAUUCACUGGCUGAAUUUGUUGCCCACUGUUACCGUCUCAACACAAUCUUGAGAGGAGAGCGUGAAGAUUACUUAAGCAAAUUUUUAAGUCUUGUCAAUGGCACAGUGUUUGUCAUUGUACGGUUAUGCUCAUUGGUGCUUGGUGUACUCACUUUCUACUAUGGACUAGCAGGGGCCGCUCCAUUGUUGUUGCGUGUUGGAGCCCUUUCAGUAUUGGUGUCAUUCCAAGUCUUCUUGAUGUUCAAUUUUAUAACUGAGGCAAUUAAACAAAGGCAAGAAGCUCGUCAGCUAGCUUUGGCAAAGCCAAAGAAGGAAAAAAAAGAAAAACCUAAGAAAGAAAAAGUUAAAAAGGCACAAAAUGAUGAUUCCGACUUACCGGAAGUGGAUCAGAACACCAACAAGACUUUAAGACAGCGACAAGCAGCAGCAAAGGCAAAGUGA
Messenger RNA from Parnassius apollo (apollo), 1026 nucleotides. NCBI's taxonomy places the organism in Eukaryota, Metazoa, Arthropoda, Insecta, Lepidoptera, Papilionidae. The record is from the annotation of a GenBank genome assembly.